This is a messenger RNA of Vitis riparia (riverbank grape), 1828 nucleotides long. RefSeq names its product diaminopimelate decarboxylase 2, chloroplastic-like. The record is from RefSeq and is a predicted model, not a curated record. Gene Ontology annotation, cellular component: chloroplast. Gene Ontology annotation, molecular function: diaminopimelate decarboxylase activity. The transcript is spliced from 8 exons. The coding region runs from base 109 to 1566 and encodes 485 amino acids. Lineage: Eukaryota; Viridiplantae; Streptophyta; Magnoliopsida; Vitales; Vitaceae.
ACACAUGUGGUCCCACGUGUUAUCAACGGCAAGGAUGCAACUAAAGCAUCCAUACCCUAGUCACCUUGUUCCAUUUAGCAUUUCUCUGCUGCUGCUUCUUCCUCAUCAAUGGCGGCUACUAACCUUCUCCCUCAAACUCCCACUUUCUCCAAAUCCCUAAAAUACCCUUUAAACCCAAAGUCAUUUUCUCCAUUUCCCAACUUACUUCUCAGACCCUCCCCUAAAACCCUGACGCUCAAAGCUGUUCUAUCCCAAAACCCUGCAAAAACCUUAACCCCAGACGCACAAGCCCAGAAAUUUCAGCAUUGUUUCAGAAAAUCCGAAGAUGGGUUUCUCUACUGCGAAGGUCUCAGAGUCCAAGACGUCAUGAACCAAGUAGAGAAAAGGCCAUUUUACCUGUAUAGUAAACCACAAAUUACGCGAAAUUUUGAAGCUUACAAGGAGGCUUUGGAGGGUUUAAGAUCGAUUAUUGGGUAUGCGAUUAAAGCCAACAAUAAUUUGAAGAUUUUGGAGCAUUUGAGGGAGUUGGGGUGCGGUGCCGUUUUGGUGAGCGGGAACGAGUUGAGGUUGGCUCUUCGAGCUGGGUUUGAUCCAACAAGGUGUAUCUUUAAUGGGAAUGGGAAGCUUUUGGAGGAUUUGGUGCUAGCUGCCCAAGAAGGUGUCUUUGUCAAUGUUGAUAGUGAAUUUGAUUUGGAUAAUAUUAUAUCAGCUGCAAGAAUUGCUGGCAAGAAGGUCAAUGUUUUACUUAGGAUCAAUCCAGAUGUGGAUCCUCAGGUCCACCCAUAUGUAGCUACUGGGAACAAGAACUCCAAAUUUGGUAUUAGAAAUGAGAAGCUGCAAUGGUUUCUUGAUGCUGUAAAGGCACAUCCCAAUGAGCUGAAGCUUGUGGGGGCCCAUUGCCAUCUUGGGUCUACCAUUACCAAGGUGGACAUAUUUAGGGAUGCUGCAGUUCUUAUGGUCAACUACAUUGACGAAAUCCGAGCUCAAGGCUUUGAAAUAAGUUACCUAAAUAUUGGAGGUGGUCUUGGGAUAGAUUACUACCAUGCUGGUGCUGUCCUUCCCACUCCGAGAGAUCUUAUAGAUACAGUUCGGGAGCUGGUUCUUUCACGAGAUCUUAAUCUUAUCAUUGAACCUGGGAGAUCACUUAUUGCUAACACUUGCUGCCUAGUUAAUCGGGUCACUGGAGUGAAAACUAAUGGAACAAAAAAUUUUGUUGUGAUUGAUGGCAGCAUGGCUGAACUUAUCCGUCCUAGUCUUUACGAUGCUUAUCAACACAUAGAACUGGUGUCUCCUCCACCUUCUGAUGCUCAGAUUUCAACUUUUGAUGUGGUGGGCCCUGUUUGCGAAUCUGCAGAUUUCUUGGGGAAGGAUAGAGAACUUCCCACUCCAGCUAGGGGAGCUGGCCUGGUUGUUCAUGAUGCGGGUGCUUACUGCAUGAGCAUGGCAUCAACUUACAAUCUCAAGAUGCGCCCACCUGAGUACUGGGUUGAAGAUGAUGGAACCAUGUCCAAGAUCAGGCAUGGAGAGACAUUUGAAGACCAUGUAAGGUACUUUGAGGGGCUUUGAUUGUAUGGUGGCAGACAUUGACAUUCCUACUUAGGGGUAAGAAGCUUGUUUGUUGCUUUCAAUCUAUGCAUGGCCUGUUGGUGGAAAUUGUGUAUCUGAAUACUCCAUAGUAGCUGAAUUUUAUUGAUCAGCUGAUCUAUCAAUCUAUUAUGAUCCAUUAUUAGACAAAACAAAAUAUGAUGAUGAUGAUGAUGAUAGAGAGAGAGAGAGAGAGAGAGAUGUUGACAAGUCAACUUAACUAUCUCCUUAAGUCUUUCUUAAA